AUGAGUAAUAAACAUCGUGAUUAUAAAAGUUCAUCGCAUUCUCGUCGAACAGAUGAUGAUAGAAAUCGUUCUCAAAUUGCAUCACGUACAGUUAUCUAUGAAGAACCAUCAUCAACAUCAAAUAAAACUUUAAAAUCUUCGGUUCGUCAAGUAAAUCCACCUUCAUCAUUUUAUAAUACAUCGACAACAACUAAACCUUCACAACCAAAACCAUUAACUGUUGGAAGUGGAAAACAAUCACGCGCAAUUAAUAGUGAUUUAUAUCAUUCAGAAAUUGUUGAGGAUGAUGAAGAUGAUGAAGAAGGAGAAAUUCAAUAUUUAUCGGAUGAAUAUCAUAAACGAUCACGUAGAAGAAGUACAAGUGAAGAUCGAUCAAAACGUCGUCAUCAUUCAUCAAGUCAAUCAUCUAUAUCGGAUGAUAAUUCUGAUGAAGAUGGUUCAAUAAAAAAUAAACGACACAAAAAUCGACGAAGAAAUUCAUCAAAAGAACAACGUUCACCUUCGGAAGAAGGAGAAGAAGCUGAAUCAGUAUCUGAUGCAAGUGAUGAUCAUCAUUCAAAAGAAGAACACCAAUCUGUGACAACAACUGAAGAUCAAAAAGAACAACGAACAAAUUCAUCUGCUGAUGAUCAUUUUCCAGAUGAUGAUGAAAGACAAGAAGGUGAAGAAGAACCUGUUCCUGCUCAACCACAUAGAAGUCGAUUUGAUGAUCAUGAUGAUGAUAUAAUAGAAGACGAACAAGAAGAAGAAAAUGGUAGUAGUAGACACCAUCGUCAUCAUCAUCGUCGUCAUCAUAAACGAUCAAGACGUCAUUCAUCAUCAACUCCAGCAUCAUCAUCAUCAAAAUCUGCAAUGACACCACCUAUAUUAAUUAAUUAUCCAGUUGAAAAAGAAUUAAUUGAAGAAAAACCUAAAUUACCUUGUUAUUAUCCAGCUAUUCAAGGUUGUCGAAGAGUUGAUGAAUAUUUAUGUUUAAAUCGAAUUGAAGAAGGAACUUAUGGAGUUGUUUUUCGUGCAAAAGACAGAAAAUCAGGUGAAAUUGUUGCAUUGAAAAGAUUAAAAAUGGAAAAAGAAAAAGAAGGUUUUCCAAUAACAUCAUUAAGAGAAAUUUGUUGUAUUCUCAAAUCUCAACAUGAAAAUGUUUGUACUGUUAGAGAAAUCGUUGUUGGUGAUGAUAUGAAUCGAAUAUAUAUUGUUAUGGAUUAUGUUGAACAUGAUUUAAAAAGUUUAAUGACACAUACAAUGAAAAAACCAUUUUCAAUUGGUGAAAUAAAAACUUUAAUGUAUCAAUUAUUAUCUGGUGUUAAUCAUUUACAUGAUAAUUGGAUUAUACAUAGAGAUUUAAAAACAUCAAAUCUUCUUCUGAGUAAUAAAGGAAUUUUAAAAAUUGGUGAUUUUGGUCUUGCACGUGAAUAUGGUUCACCAUUGAAAGCUUAUACACCUAUUGUUGUUACUCUUUGGUAUCGCUCACCUGAAUUAUUACUUGGAAUUAAAGAAUAUUCUACAUUAAUUGAUAUAUGGAGUGUUGGAGCUAUAUUUGGUGAAUUAUUAUUAAUGAAACCAUUAUUUCCUGGUAAAUCAGAAUUAGAUCAAUUAAAUCGUAUAUUUAAAGAUUUGGGUACACCAACUGACAAAAUUUGGCCUGAAUAUAGUUCACUACCAUUUACAAAAAAAAUGACGUUUUCUCAUUAUCCAUAUAAUCGUUUACGAACAAGAUUUGGUGGUGAUUCUUUAUCAGAGAAAGGUUUUGAUCUUCUUAAUAAAUUUUUAACAUAUGAUCCAAGUAAAAGAAUAUCAGCAAUAAAUGCAUUAAAACAUGGAUAUUUUGAAGAAAUUCCACGUCGAAUAGAUCCAUCGAUGUUUCCAACAUGGCCAUCAAGAAAUGAAGAAAAAGAUAAAACAACUCGAGGAAUUGCUGGUGGUAUUGAACAUAUAUCUGGUUCAAAUACAGCUACAGCACAAGAUGAACCAAAACCACCAUCAGGUGGAAAAAUGUAUAAAAAAUUAUUAGGUGGCGGUGAUGAUGAUGAUGAAUCAUAUUCAAUGGACCAAUUACUACCUCCAGCAGCUGGAUUUCAACUUCGAGGUUGA
Messenger RNA from Adineta steineri, 2091 nucleotides. Lineage: Eukaryota; Metazoa; Rotifera; Eurotatoria; Adinetida; Adinetidae. The record is from the annotation of a GenBank genome assembly.